Messenger RNA from Lucilia sericata (common green bottle fly), 2298 nucleotides. RefSeq lists its product as uncharacterized. The record is from RefSeq and is a predicted model, not a curated record. Lineage: Eukaryota; Metazoa; Arthropoda; Insecta; Diptera; Calliphoridae. The transcript has a single exon. The coding region runs from base 1 to 2298 and encodes 765 amino acids.
AUGUCGAUUUUUGAAAAAUACAUAGUGGCUGCGGAUGAAUUAAUCAGCUUUGAGGUUAUGCUUAAAGCUGAAGAUUUUUCUAGUUACACGGACGAUGCUUUUGAUUUUGAAAGAUCAGAAUUAGAUAAAUCAUGGGAAAAUUAUAAAAGCAUUUAUAGUGAUUGUUCUGAUGUCACAAUAGAAAAAAAGAAAGAAUUGUUAAUGGUACAAACAAAGCAUCCGCAGGUCCGCAAGACAUAUAUAAGAUGUAUUAACAUUAUUUCCAAAGCAAAAGCAAACUUAGGUAAAAAAACUGAAGAAAAUGUAGAAUCAGCAAUUCCCAAUCUUUGUGGUUCCAUAUCCGUACCUCCUUGUGAUACUGGUGUUUUUCAUUGGGAUUACGUUUCGUGGCCCACAUUUAGGGAUAUGUUUACUGCGAUUUACAUAAACAAUACAAGACUUAGCCCUGUAGAAAAGUUAUUUUACCUGUUUAGAAAAACUGAUGGUGAGGCAAGGGAUAUAAAUAGAAAUGUUGCCCUGACAGCAGAAAAUUUUGAGAUAGCUUGGUAUAAUUUGAAAAUUCAGUAUGAAAAUAAACGGGUUUUGAUUAAUAGUCAAUUGAAGUUGCUCUUUAAUUUAGCUCCUUGUCAACAAGAAUCGGCUAGUGAAAUUAAAAGACUUCAAAGGGAGAUCAAUAAUUGUAUGGCUAUCCUUAAGUUAUACAAUGUAGAUAUUAAUUCAUGGGACCCUAUUUUUGUAUUCCAAUGCUCAUCCCGUCUCUCAGAAUGUUCACUUAAUCUGUGGGAACAAUCGUUCAAGAACAAAACAGAGGUUCCCAAAUGGGAAGAAUUAAAUAAUUUUCUCACCGAUAGAUUUCAUGCCCUUGAAAGUGUAUCAGAUAUCAUAGCUAUAAACAAUUCAAAUCCCAGUGGUUCCCAAUCGGCACUUAAUAGUAACAAUAACCAUACAUCAACUAAAGUAAAACAAUUUAAGGCCCAUAAUACUAAAGUUGAAACCAUUUUUUGCAAAUUAUGCAAAGAAAACCAUAAAAUCAGCUCCUGUACCAGAUUUUUGAAUAUGGAUUAUAGAAAUCGUGUUUCAACUUUGAAAAAAUUUCGUUAUUGUUUUAAUUGCCUCAACAUUGGACAUAUGUAUGGUGAUUGUAGUAGCACAAACGGUUGCUCCAAGUGCAAAAGGAAGCACCAUACUUUAAUGCAUAGGGAUUUUGUAAAUAAAAACAAUAAUAGCCAAAAUCAAGGAAAUACUAGAUUUCAGGGCGAAAGUCAAAAUAGUUCUGUCCAACAAAUACAGUCCACAAAUACAAAUCAAUUACAGUCCACUAAUAUCGCAGGUCCGUCUGGUGUUGUUCAGUCACAUCACACAUCAGUAGCUAAGAAAGUGAUGUUGGCUACAGCUUGGGUCAAUAUAAUUAGUUGUGGUUCCUAUUACAAAGUUCGAGCACUCAUAGAUCCUUGUUCGGAUGAAAGUUUUGUUUCUCAGAGAAUACAAACUGUAUUGAAGUUGCCCAAUAAGCCAGUUUCCGCAGAAAUUACUGGUUUAGGAGGAGAAUUAGUAAGCAAAUCUUCAAAGAUUGCGAACUUUAUAAUUGUUUCUCUGUUUGAUCAAAAUGUAUCUCUAAAUAUUCAGGCUUUAGUAGUUACUCGUGUAACAGGAAAUGUACCUACACAUACAUUUAAGCCUCCAAAGAAUAUAGAUUUGCCCAAUCUGAAUUAUGCUGACCCCAAGUUUUAUGAAAGCAGUGAAAUAGACUUAUUGUUAGGAGGUGAUUUGUAUCCCCUAAUUCUUCGUGAUGGAGUUCAAUAUGGAAUUUUCGAAUCUUUAGUGGCCCAAGAGACAAUUUUUGGCUGGAUUGUCACAGGCCCAACUCCAAGUAAUGAUUCCUCACGUUUUUCAAUAACCAAUUAUAUGACAAAAGUUUCCAUUGACGAUCAGUUAAAAAAGUUUUGGGAGUUAGAAGAAGUUUCUCGUAGAAAGAUUUUAUCAGAAGAGGAUAAAAAAUGUGAAGAGAUCUAUCUUUCUACUUCCACAAGAAAUUCUGAAGGAAGAUAUAUAGUUUGUUUGCCCUUUAAAGAUACUUUUUCGUCACUUGGCCCAAAUCGUCAUAUUGCUCUCAGUCAAUAUUUAAGAAAUGAAAAGGUUUUAAUGCGAAAUCCUGAAUUUAAGGCUCAAUAUGAUGAGGUUUUAAAAGAAUACAUAGCUUUGGGACACAUGGAGAAAAUUGAAAUUCAGAAAGUAGUCCGAGUUAUUAUUUACCUCACCAUGGAGUUUUUAAGCCUGACAGUACCACCACAAAGUUAA